Histoplasma mississippiense is the source of this 3162-nucleotide messenger RNA. RefSeq lists its product as hypothetical. Gene Ontology annotation, molecular function: mRNA binding. Gene Ontology annotation, cellular component: THO complex part of transcription export complex. Gene Ontology annotation, biological process: mRNA export from nucleus; mRNA processing. The transcript has 2 exons. NCBI's taxonomy places the organism in Eukaryota, Fungi, Ascomycota, Eurotiomycetes, Onygenales, Ajellomycetaceae. The record is from RefSeq and is a predicted model, not a curated record. Bases 1 to 3162 code for a protein of 1053 amino acids.
AUGGCUCCUCCGGCUGGCGGGAAGCGUAAACGCGGCGAUAGGUCAUGGUCUGGAGAUGCGGGAAACGAUGGCCCGCGACCGUCUCCUCAUCGUCCUGGAAAUCUCAACCUCGCCCAGCAGCAACAACAAUACCAGUUCCAUGGCCAAGGUCGGGAUUCGCAGGACAACCGUGGCAGAGGGGCCAGAAGAACGAGCAGAGGCAAUAAUCGGAACGGUACACCAGUGUCGAGAGGAAGUGACGCUCACAACUCUCAUCAGAAAGAAAGCUCUCCCUCAUCGAGAUCUGUCAUGCCAUCGCCUAGAGAACCCCAGGAACCAUCUCAGCCGAGUAGGACGCCAUCGACACCAAUAUCUAGUGCCAUAGCUAAGCCUCAAGCGACCUACUAUUCUUACGAUUACGUGACACAGGAGUGCAUUGAUAGCUGGAUGUCGACGGGGAAGAAAAAUAUCGUCUUAGCUGGGAUCAGCGCCCGGAAUAUGAAAGAUUCCGCAGUUAUCUCGUCUGUCUUCCAGGAAAUUAUCCAUUCAGUUUUUGAAGGCCGAAUAUCUGCAGUCGAUGGAGGGACGUGUGUGAACGAGAUUAUAGGCGAUGAUGGGACAACCGACAUGGGUGAACUGAGCGACCCAAUUAUUCCAAUUUUCGAUGCACGUUCUCUUUUCCUUGAUACCCUCUCUAUUUUAACAGACGCGGAUGCCUCACAUUCAAAUCUUCGUACUUUUGUAUUUUCGACAGGAAUCUCGGCUUCGUUGAUGCGACAACAGCUCGAAACCCCUUUACUACAGUCCCUGGGCCUAAUCCGCGACACCUUUGCUCGUAUGGGUAUUCGUAAACAGACGAAUCUACUUUAUCGACAGUCAAAUUAUAACUUACUACGAGAAGAGUCUGAAGGAUACUCUAAAUUGUUAACGGAACUGUUUACGACUAGCAACAAUGAGCCCCCGUCUGCCGAAGUUGUUGAGGAUACCUUUGAAAGAGUCAAAGCUAUGAUUGGAGCAUUUGACAUGGAUGUUGGAAGGGUACUUGACGUUACGCUAGAUGUAUUCGCUGCAGUGCUCGUGAAACAGUAUCGAUUCUUUGUUAAGUUCCUUCGAGUCAGCUCUUGGUGGCCGAAAGACGAAAAUAUCCUUCGCCGAUAUAGCGUAAUCUCGGAGCCGGGUUUACCGAAAUGGGCGCUACCUGGAUCUGCUGAUGUCUACACAGAGAAGACCGGGAAGAGGCUCUUCUCCAUAUCCGAACUCGGAAAUGUCGCCCCAGAUGAUGAAAAUGAGACUCGGAAGUGGAUCGAGCAAACGGGAACGCUCCCACCAAAAGGAAAUAGAGUUGCAGCGCAACUUCUGGGAUUCAAGUUACGGUUUUACUCGUCCAAUGCUCGAAAUGCCUUUGACAUCUUACCCGAUAAUCUCAUCUAUCUAGCUGCUUUGCUUAUCAAAGUUGGUUUUAUAUCUUUACGGGAUCUCUACCCUCACCUUUGGCGUCCCGAUGAGUCUAUGGAUUCGCUGAAAGAAGAGAAAAUGAAAGAAAAAGAGCAAAGAGAACUGGCCUCUAGGCCUGGUGCUGGCACAAUGAAUGCUUUGAUGAUGGCUGGUGCUCUGAGUGAUGACACCAUACCUGUACCGGCCCCCAGACCUCGAGAGGCCGAUACUCGCGCAGCAACACCUGCUAAGGAUCAGGAUCCGGAUAAGGCGGCUCAAUCGAAAGUCGAUGAGACCAAAGACACAUUACCCGAACCAGCUGACCAGAAAGUGCUUCUAUUGAAAAGCCUGCUUGCUAUUGGUGCCUUGCCGGAAUCUCUUUACAUCCUUGGUCGAUUUCCUUGGCUAUUAGAUGCGUAUCCGGAGCUCCCAGAAUACAUCCACCGUAUAAUACACUAUUCUCUGAGCAAACUCAGUGGUUUGUCGCGACCAAUGUCGUCAAGGAAUGACAUUAAGGAUCAAAAGAAGAUCGCCAGUUCGGAUCAAGCAAGCCUUCCAAAGGGACAUAUCCGUUUGGCUGAUGGACCCCCUCGACGUGUCCUUCGUUGGGCGUUGCUAGAUAGAGAAGAUACCAACGAUGGAACAGAUUAUCGAUUUUACUGGGACGAUUGGACUGAUAAUAUACCCAUUUGCCAGACAGUAGAUGAUGUAUUCGCCUUGUGUGAAUCAUUUUUGAAUCUUUCUGGUGUUAAAAUCGGACAGGAUCCAGGACUGUUGACAAAAUUAGCCAGGCUUGGGAAUGAAAGUUUACUUAGCGAUCCGUCGGACUCAAAUCGGACUCGAUGGCGAGAUCUUUGCAAACGUCUCCUGGUCCCUGCUUUGAGUUUGACGAGAGCGAAUCCGGGAGUUGUAAACGAAGUUUUUGCACUGUUAAGUCACUUCCCGCGAGAGGUGAGGUAUUCCAUUUAUGCUGAAUGGUAUUCUGGCCAAACUUCCCGACUUCCUGAUAUCAAAUCCGCGUUCGAUCAAGCGCGAGCGGAAACGAAGGACGCUCUUAAAAGAUUAAGCAAAACCAACAUCAAGCCGAUGGCUAGAACAUUGGCAAAAAUCGCGUACGCUAAUCCGGGAAUCGUUAUCAGCGUCGCGAUAAACCAGAUCGAAGCAUAUGAGAACUUGAUUGAAGUUGUGGUGGAAUGCGCAAGAUAUUUCACCUACUUAGGAUAUGACAUCCUUACCUGGUCACUAAUCAACUCUCUUGGGCAGAAGGGAAGGAGUCGGGUUCAAGAGGGAGGGCUUCUAACUAGCAAAUGGCUCAAUGCCCUUGCAUCCUUUGUCGGUAGGGUAUUCAAACGAUAUUCUACCAUCAUGGACCCUGUUCCUGUCCUUCAAUACGUUGGCGAACAGCUUCUAAAAAAUAACUCCACCGAUCUAGUUAUUCUAGAACAACUUAUAAGUUCGAUGGCAGGAAUCGUGACUGACACAAAUUUUAACGACUCUCAAAUUCAAGCUAUGGCCGGCGGCGAACUGCUACAGUCUCAGACCAUGUUACAACUUCUUGAUAAGCGCCACGAAUCAAAGAUGACCUCCCGGCGACUUAUGAAAUCUUUGGCAGAUUCAAAGCUUGCGGGACAGCUUCUUAUAACUGUUGCACAGGAACGGGCCACCUGUAUAUUCAAGGAAUCCGAGGCUGAUGAUGAAUUAAAACUACUUGGUAAUAUCUUUGACGAGAUCCAUCGACCUCUCUACUGA